UUCCGGGAAAUCACAUCCGGUAUAAACAAACGUGAAAAAUACGUUUUACCGGCGAAGAAAGAAACAAAAAUGUCUGUAACUCUCCAUACCGAUGUUGGCGAUAUAAAGAUCGAGGUUUUCUGUGAGCAAUGUCCAGCAUCCAGUGAGAAUUUCUUGGCUUUGUGUGCAAGUGACUUUUAUAAAGGCUGUAUAUUCCAUCGAAACAUCAAAGGGUUCAUGGUGCAAACAGGAGACCCAACAGGGACAGGGAAAGGUGGUACCAGUAUCUGGGAACGGAAGUUUGAAGAUGAGUUUCGUGACAACCUUAAGCAUAAUGUUCGGGGUGUUGUAUCCAUGGCUAACAAUGGUCCAGAUUCCAACGGAUCACAGUUCUUCAUCACAUACGCAAAACAGCCCCAUCUGGAUGCCAAGUACACCAUAUUUGGAAAGGUCAUAGAUGGGUUCGACACAUUGGACGAGUUGGAAAAAAUGCCAGUGAAGGAAAAGAACUUCCGUCCCCUGUCCGACACGCGAAUACAAGACAUUACAAUACAUGCCAAUCCUCUAGCAAGCUGACGUAACUGUAGUAUCAUUGGAACCAGGUUUCAUAAGGCAGCAUAGUAUCUUCACCAGGGACUUUCUGUAGAAGUUAAGCCAUCAUCGGAAUGGGCUACAGGACAAAGCUCUCUCAAUUUGCCGAUGUUUCAUUGUUACAAGAACGUAUGUGGAUUGGAAAGCUUUUCGUCAACACAUUCCUACAAUGAACUAGAUUUAACUGAUAGAUAAAUUGAGAUAAAGCACAUGAAUUGCUUGAUGACAAGACAAAUCAAUAAAGAAGGAUUGUUAAUUUCAGGUAACCCUUUCAUCCCUACAUUACUUCAGUAGACUCUACCAUGUAUUCAUAUGGAUGAAUCCAAUAUGGUCUAUAAUGAUAAAAGGGUUAAACAUCAUCUGUAUGACUAGAGGACUUGUAGCAGGAAGGUUUUGUCUGGGAAGCAGAUCUGCAGAUCUGUCUGGGAUCAUUGAUAAAGAGGAUUGUAAUUUAGUGUAUAUGGAUCGAGUUUAAGGAUCCCUGUCCCACUGCACUGACAUGUUCUCCUAUAUACAGUAACCUUAACUUCCGGUUGGAUAUAACUGUAGCACAUUUGGGCAUGUACGCUUCCGUUGUCCAGGGGUACAUUCGCGUAUCCGGUUGAAACAGUUGAAAUGGUUGAACCUGUAAAGAAAACAUCAGGCACAGAUCUGGACCGAGGCUGACCUUAGGAAUAUUUGGCAUGUGUAGAUUGAGAAGUCCAGACAUACCUGACCGAAACUAAAAUGCUGACUAUUGCUAGUUUGCGUUAUUUCUUUUUAAAACGAUGUCAAGCCACAUGUAGUUUUUAAGAUACGUUAUGUAAUUCAGUAGACGCGUGAGAGAAGGGCAUACUAUUCUUGAUACAUUGUUUUUUAUUCUCCAAAACUGUGCAUUUUUAGCUCUGCUUAUAGAACGGUCCAAGUGCGUUCGUUUAUCGUGGAGUAUUUCUGCCACACGUACAGUUUGAACUGGGAUACGCGAAUGUAGCCCAGGUAGCUCAAUCAGUUUCAUCAAUGGUAUAACAAGUCCAGGGUUUAAAUCCCAGUCUUGCCACGCAGAAUAUUUUACUCUCAGAACAUAUCUAGAUCUGUUGAUUAUAUUUUGUUUAAUUCAUCUCAAAAUAUUUCGAUAUAUGUAGAGUCAUGCCGGAAGAACAAGUUUUGAAUGCAAACUUUCAUUUUUUGGCAGUGGUAAUGGGAUCCUUAAUACAGAUUACAUUUUUUUCCACUUAAAUACAAAGUUUCUUAAAAAAUGAAAUACACGACAUUUUCUCUUAAGUUACCCAAGUCGGCGGCAACAUUGUUUGACCUGCCAUUGCUUACGUAUACAUGUAUAUUCUGUCAAAUGGGUGACCUGCAUGUGUGUUUGUACAAGGAUCGUGGUUCAGGGCCAUGUUGGCGGCAGAUUGUGUUCAUGUUUUAAACAGAACUCACAGUUAUCUGAUACUGUAUACCAUGGAACUUUUGCUGCAGUUUCAGUUUUGUCCUCCAUUUGGAGAUUGAAUUCAAAAUUAUUGCAAAAAUUUAGGAUGAAUAUGGAUUUUAUCAAUGAAAUAUGAAUAUUAUAAUUGGCAAAAAUUCCAUGUAUACAGACUUGUGGUAAUCUCUGAAAUUUUCAAUUCAGUCUAAAGCUAGCUUUUAUAAUAUUUCUUUUUUUGGUUGUUAACUGACUUUAAGAGAAUUAAGAAUGUGGUUUCAGAUGAAAAUGAAUAUUAAAAACCUUAACAAUAUUUCAGACUUUUGUUGUUAAUUAUGUAAGCGUUAAGUGAAACAAGCCUUAAGAAUUUUUCAUUUAAGCAAGCCACAGUGGCAAAUUCGAGAUGAGCUUUACUUUUGUAUUUUUUUUAUUGUGAGGCCUUAUUUGGAAGUGACGUCAUGAUGUCACUAGGUCAUACAUGUAUUAUCCACGUUCGUACACAAAAUAUGUGACGUGUGUAUUCAACGAAAAACACAGCAAUUAUGCAUGCAAUGAAAUUCAGACAUUCAAAACAACAUUUUUAAAAUUUUAGUGAUUAAUUACUUUUAUUUAGAAUCAAAACAAGAAAACAGUAAAAUAAACAAUUGCACUAUGAAAAUCAGCUAACAUAAUUAGUAAUAAUGAGUUAUAAUGGAUGGUACCAAAAAAUUCAUAUACAGCAAAUUUAAAAAUUAAUCAACACAACAUGCAUAUAUUGUUGCGCAAUAUGUAAUUAUGAGAAUUAAAAAAAAUGUUCUGGAAAAAAUAUUUUGAAAUAUUUUGGCCCUUCAUUCUUUUAUUUUUUCAACAUUUUUUUAAAUCUCAAGUUAUAAACUCCACGAUAAUAUACAAACACAUGUUGAUUAUAUCUAUUCUACCAAGUCAAAUGUAACAAAGGGCAUUUUGACCAACCAAUAAGAUACGGCAUGACCAAGAUAAUCAAAAUUUUAAAGUCUGAGUUGCCUCGUAAUAUUUAUCCAUUAGACAGGGCAAGCUGUAUGUGUGCAUGAUGUCGUUGUAAAACCUUCAGACCAUAUAUUAAUCAUACAGGGUUAUUUUAGAACAGCAGUGUGUGUUUAUGUGUUAUCGAGGCAUAUACAUUAUUUGUUAAUUCUCCAAUAAUCCAUCACUGUUGAUGCAUGAAUGAAAAUGUUUUAACAACGCCGACUUGGUAGAAUAGUUUUUUAAAUUUCCCUUGAUUAUAAAAAAUUGGUUAUGUGUAGUACAAGCUUGACAUGAUACACUAUCAUGUGACCUUUUUAGCCAAUCAGAUCCAUGUAACAUUAUUACAUUGUUUUUUUCCUGUUUACAAACAUUCUCUGGCACCAUCUUCAAUAAAUCCACUUUCAGUGCAGAGUUUAUUUUGUAAGCUUUGUUUUUGUUUUUUAAACAAUCUUUCCCAUUGUUGCACUCAGAUGGGCAACAAUGAAAUCAAUAAAGUGAAACGUGGGUUUCAACAACAUCAACGUGGACUGAUUAAUUGUAUAAGACUGUUGCUAAGACAGUUUUAAAUACAAAUAAACAGUUAUUUUUUUGCAGGAUUUUUUUGGAGGGGGGUUGAGGCUUCAAAUCAUGUCCGAUAUUACAGAAUCUGUAAUGUAACAUGUGAUGCUACAAUGAUAUACAACCAGUAUCUUAUUUAAAGAUAGAAUUUGGAAAUUUCUUUGAGCCUCAAGCAACAUAUAAUUAAAGAUAAACAUUACAUAUAUUUUACAACAUGACUUAAAAGUGAGGUGUGGGUAAAGUCAGGUGUCAGUGAAGUCAGGUGUCGGUGAAGUCAGGUUAGUAAGUCAGGUGUCUGUGAAGUUGUAUGUCCCUGAGGUCAGGUGUGGGUAAAGUCAGGUGUCUGUGAAGUUGUAUGUCCCAGAGGUCGGGUGUCUGUAAAGUCAGGUGUCUGUGAAGUUGUAUGUCCCUGAGGUCGGGUGUCGGUAAAGUCAGGUG
Mizuhopecten yessoensis (Yesso scallop) is the source of this 3949-nucleotide messenger RNA. Its product is annotated as peptidyl-prolyl cis-trans isomerase-like 3. Gene Ontology annotation, cellular component: catalytic step 2 spliceosome. Bases 70 to 555 code for a protein of 161 amino acids. The record is from RefSeq and is a predicted model, not a curated record. Gene Ontology annotation, biological process: protein folding; protein peptidyl-prolyl isomerization. The transcript is spliced from 6 exons. Lineage: Eukaryota; Metazoa; Mollusca; Bivalvia; Pectinida; Pectinidae. Gene Ontology annotation, molecular function: peptidyl-prolyl cis-trans isomerase activity.